This is a messenger RNA of Amoebophrya sp. A120, 469 nucleotides long. The record is from the annotation of a GenBank genome assembly. Lineage: Eukaryota; Dinophyceae; Syndiniales; Amoebophryaceae.
AUGCCGCCGCGUCCAAGACCGCGAUCCAGCAGACUGCCUUCUCCCAUGGCCGCGACUCGCACGCUUUCGGCGACUCCAUCGUUACUGUUGGCGCUGAAGUGGCGGGUACUUCUAGAUUACGUUUUUUUUUUCUGUGAUAUUUAUUUGUUUAGAUACUUACUUUAUUCAAAGAGAAAGUUCACCUCUUUUCAACCAUCAAUUCUGAAUCGCCAAGGUGCCUCGACUCGCAGUACGACGAUCACCGCGGAUGGGACCGACGCUGGUGUGUCGGAAGAUUUGCUGGAGAUCGGGGGCGAUGAAGUGGCUGCCUUCGAAGCUGGUGAUUCCAUCGCGACCACGGGGAAGCCGGCGUCGUUCAACGCGGUGCAGGCCAGUGAGCCAGUUUCUGCGGAGACGGCGCAGAAGUCAUUGUGAGGAGCAAACAGCAUUGUCGGUGUGUACCGGAGGUGGUGCGCAGUGGGUGUUGUAG